Molecule: messenger RNA, 1150 nt
Organism: Prunus avium (sweet cherry)
Lineage: Eukaryota; Viridiplantae; Streptophyta; Magnoliopsida; Rosales; Rosaceae
Gene: PBS2
Product: cysteine and histidine-rich domain-containing protein RAR1
Biological process (GO): defense response to fungus; defense response to bacterium
Cellular component (GO): cytoplasm; nucleus
Molecular function (GO): Hsp90 protein binding
Source: RefSeq, a predicted model, not a curated record
CAGUACGAAUCCGUUUUGAGUUUUGUUGGACUUGCGGUCUUUCUCUUUUGGUCUCCCUUCCUCGCUCCUUCUUCUUCUAGCUUCCCUUCUCCUCUUUCUGAAUUUCUUAGGCAGACCAAGAGAGAGAAUGGAGGGUCAGCAGACAGCUCUGUUUCAAUGCCAGCGAAUUGGCUGUAACGCCAAGUUUUCCGAGGACGACAAUCCCGAAGGUUCCUGCCAAUACCAUGAUUCGCCUAUAUUUCAUGAUGGGAUUAAGGAGUGGAGUUGUUGCAAGAAAAGAAGUCACGAUUUCAGCUUAUUUUUAGAAAUUAAAGGUUGCAAGACAGGUAAACACACAACAGAGAAGCCAGUGUUGCUAAAGGCGAAGCCUAAGACUCCUGUUUCUGCUCCUACCGCUCCCCCUGCAACUGAUGCAUCGUCAAAAGAAUCCUGCUCUAGGUGUCGGCAGGGUUUCUUCUGUUCGGAUCAUGGUUCACAAGCCAAAGAAAUGAAUUCAAAGCCUGUAAAUGUGGCCACAACUCCACAUGCUGAAAGCAUUACAGAUGUUGACGGCACUUCUGCUCCAUCUAAAAAGAUUGUUGGCAUAAACGAGCCCCAAAUUUGCAAAAAUAAAGGGUGUGGCAAAACUUUUAAAGAGAAGGAUAACCAUGAGGCUGCAUGCAGUUACCAUCCGGGGCCUGCUAUUUUCCACGACCGAGUGAGAGGGUGGAAGUGCUGCGACGUUCAUGUAAAGGAAUUUGAUGAGUUCAUGAGCAUCCCUCCAUGCGCUAAGGGGUGGCACAAUGCUGAUCCAGUAUCUUAAACAAAUCAGUAUCUUAAACAAAGCAGAUACAGGGAGAAGGAUGAAGUGGUUUUUGCUCUCUUUUUGGUCCUACAUUUUGUUUAUUCAACUGAUGCAUUUCUGUCAACUCUCAUCCAAGAACAUUGAGCUUUUCUGUUUCUAAUCAAUUUUAGAUAUAUAGUUGUCAAUUUGUCAUGCCCUGUAUUUUUGUUGAACUUAUUAAGGCAUUACUUGUUCAGAUGUUAAUUUUUGUGUGCAAUUAGAGUCUUAUGAGCUAGGCCUGCCCCUGUGUGGCUCUCAGAUUGGAUCAUGGUUGGGCUUUUAGAACAAUUAAAACCCAAUCUAGAAUGAAUACAAAUUCUGUGUCAA